Messenger RNA from Ilex paraguariensis (yerba mate), 1341 nucleotides. Lineage: Eukaryota; Viridiplantae; Streptophyta; Magnoliopsida; Aquifoliales; Aquifoliaceae. The record is from the annotation of a GenBank genome assembly.
AUGAGGCCCUUUAGCCUAUCUGUUAAGCCAUGCACACCGACACCCACCCCACAACCACCAUUCCGGUGCUGCACCACCACUCAACCACCUAGGUUAAACAACCACAACCUUCUCUCCAUUCAAACACAGCCCUCUCAAACUCCAAAGAUGUGGGAAAAACUUCUUCUCGACUCCAAUGUCGACAACUCGGUCCGACCAUCAUUGCGGUUAACCCCAUCUUCUCCGGCGAGGCUCAAUAAAAGGUGGAUGGAGUAUCAAGGAGUGAGAAACUGGGAGGGUUUGCUCGACCCUCUUGAUGAUAAUUUACGUGAAGAGAUUAUUCGAUAUGGGUAUUUCGUCGAAUCGGCUUAUAAAUCGUUUGAUUUUGAUCCAUCAUCAUCUUCUUAUGGGAAAUGCCAGUACUCGAAAAGCUCACUACUUUGCCAGAGUGGUUUUUCGGCGACUGGUUAUCGGGUUACGAAGAACUUACGCGCCACCUCCGGCAUUCAGCUUCCACGGUGGAUUGAGAAGGCACCGAGCUGGGUCGCUACCCAAUCCAGUUGGAUUGGUUACGUUGCCGUGUGUCAAGACAAGGAAGAAAUCGCUAGGCUUGGUCGGAGGGACGUGGUGAUCGCAUUCCGUGGCACAGCCACAUGCUUGGAGUGGCUUGAAAAUCUACGCGCCACCCUUACCCACCUCCCCAACGUCGGUCCCACCAUUGAUUCCAACGAAACCAGCCCAAUGGUGGAAAGUGGGUUCUUGAGUUUAUACACUUCUGAAUCAUCAACAUGUCCAAGUUUACAAUAUCUGGUGAGAGAAGAGAUUGCGAGAAUUCUUCAAAUGUACGGCGAUGAACCACUGAGCUUCACCAUCACCGGCCACUCCCUCGGCGCAGCCCUCGCCACCCUCGCCGCCUACGAUAUCAAAACCACCUUCACCCACGUGCCACUCGUCACAGUCAUCUCCUUCGGCGGUCCAAGAGUCGGUAACCAGAGCUUCAGACUCCACCUAGAAAAACAAGGCACAAAAAUAUUAAGAAUUGUGAACUCCGACGAUCUAAUAACAAAAGUACCUGGCUUUAUCGUUGAAGAAGACGAUCAUCAAAUACGAAACAACACCGAUUUUCACAUCGGCACUAUCUCCGGUUGGAUAAAAAACAGAGUGGAAAACACACAAUGGGUCUACGCCGACGUCGGAAGUGAGCUCCGGCUAAGUAGCAGAGACUCACCAUAUCUUAACGGUAUCGAUUUCGCCACGUGUCACGAUCUGAAGACAUAUCUACACUUAGUGGACGGCUUUGUGAGCUCCACAUGUCCAUUUAGGGCUACAGCAAAGAGGGUCCUGAGAAGAACCACAGCUUAG